This is a messenger RNA of Syngnathoides biaculeatus (alligator pipefish), 738 nucleotides long. It is a transcript of the gene cnep1r1, whose product is annotated as CTD nuclear envelope phosphatase 1 regulatory subunit 1. Bases 133 to 510 code for a protein of 125 amino acids. The record is from RefSeq and is a predicted model, not a curated record. Gene Ontology annotation, cellular component: Nem1-Spo7 phosphatase complex; cytoplasm. NCBI's taxonomy places the organism in Eukaryota, Metazoa, Chordata, Actinopteri, Syngnathiformes, Syngnathidae. The transcript is spliced from 6 exons.
GCGUUGACCAAACAGCUGCUGCUGAUAGGCCCUUUUCGCCUGUCUUUCAUCCAAAGCAGCGCGAAGGGGGGCAGCCCACAACCAGCUGCCUGCUGCUUGGGGGGGAUCACCACGUGACCUCCCCUCGGAGAGAUGAAUUCACUGGAGCAGGCCGAAGACCUGAAAGCCUUUGAGAGAAGACUGACAGAGUACGUCUCCUGUUUACAACCUGCAACUGGCAGGUGGAGAAUGAUUUUAAUCGUGGUCUCAGUCUGCACAGCCACCGGGGCUUGGAACUGGUUGAUAGAUCCUGAUACACAAAAGGUGUCUUUCUUUUCAUCGCUGUGGAAUCAUCCCUUCUUCACCAUCAGCUGCGUAACACUCAUUGCACUCUUCUUUGCCGGGAUACACAAGCGAGUUGUGGCACCGUCGAUUAUCGCUGCAAGAUGUCGGACAGUUUUAGCAGAAUACAACAUGUCUUGUGAUGACACGGGGAAGCUUAUACUGAAACCGCGGCCAAAUAUCCAGUAAGCGUCCGGUUGUGGGUGGUCGGAAGACAUCGAGGGGACAUGAUUGUAAUUGUGAAGACAUUUUGUCAAGGAGGGAGAGACAGCCAUUUUGUAGCUGUGUGUAUGUUGAAGCUGCUCAGUUUCUCUUAACAGUUGUUGUAUGUAUUUCUGUGAAUUAUGUAUUUUAUCUAUUCAUAUUUUUUUAACUAAUAAAUGUAAGCGCAAUGAAAAUGUCUUAUUUAUAAUGCUC